AUGGCGAAACCAGUCCACCCAGCAACAAUCCACUUCCCCAUCGCCUUCCUCAUGCUCGCCAACGGCCUCGACGUCCUGCACCACCUCUACGCCUACCUCCCAGCGUUCAUAACCUCCACGCUCCCCACCUCCACCGACAGCGCCAAAGCCUCCUACUACCUCCUCUCCCUCGCCCUCCUCACCUCCAUCCCCGCCGUCAUCUCCGGCGGCGGCGAAGCAAUGAAGAUGAUCCAGAAGUCCGGCAUGUACGAGAAAGACGGCAGCAUCCGUGCCAAAGUCAAGGCGACGAUUGCACAUGCUGUGGUGAAUGAUGUCGUGAUUGCGGCGAAUACGUAUAUUUGGUAUCAGAGACGGUUGGCGGUGAAGGAGAGUUUGAGUGGAAAGGUGGGUAUUGAUGCGGCGUAUAGGCCGGAGACGUGGAUGGUGUUGGGUGAGGCGGUUAUGACGGUGUUGAUGCUGGUGGGGGCGAAUAUUGGGGGGAACUUGACGUAUGUGUUUGGAAUUGGGCUGGGAGGGGGUAACUCGCUGGCGCCAAAGGCGACGAGUAAGUUGUCGUGA
Molecule: messenger RNA, 558 nt
Organism: Fulvia fulva
Lineage: Eukaryota; Fungi; Ascomycota; Dothideomycetes; Mycosphaerellales; Mycosphaerellaceae
Exons: 2
Coding region: 1-558 (185 amino acids)
Source: RefSeq, a predicted model, not a curated record